AUGCGCGCCCCCUCCACCCUCGCCUUCCUGGCCGUCGCAGCAGCAGCGAUGGUGGUGGACGCCCAGCAAGGAGCUUAUAGCCAAUGGAUCUACCAAUGCGUCCCCUCCUCCUUCCCCGGUCCCACCCCAACCUUGAGCGGCGAUAGCCCAGCAACAUCCACCCUCCCCCCCGCCGCAACACUAACCCCCAACAACCUCUGGAUCCGCGCGGUAGAGGAGCCGUAUUUCCACAAAUACCUGCAAUCCUCUUCCCCCAACGCGGCCGGGGCAGCGGUGCUAGGCGACGCCUCAACAGCCGCACAAUUCUUCUUCGUCUACGGCCGCAUCGUCCUCAUCCCCCCCCGCCCCUCUCCCGCCCUCUACGCUGUCGUGCAUCCCGAGGUCAUCGGCCCCGCACCGGGUAGACUGGCAAUCACUUUCGAGACCGAGGCGGUUAAUUAUGGAGGGUUUUUGUAUACGGGUGAUACGCUUAUGUGGAGGAAUUUAGCGGUGCCGAGACCGAAUGAAUCAGCGUGGCUGGUUUGUGGGGGGGAGGUGUUUGUUAAUCUGGGGGAGGUGGGGGAGGGGACGCCGGAGGGGUGUGUGGAUCAGACGAUUCAUUUUUAUUUUGGGAAGACGGCGGAUGUGUAG
Molecule: messenger RNA, 630 nt
Organism: Pseudogymnoascus verrucosus
Lineage: Eukaryota; Fungi; Ascomycota; Leotiomycetes; Thelebolales; Thelebolaceae
Exons: 3
Coding region: 1-630 (209 amino acids)
Source: RefSeq, a predicted model, not a curated record